AUGACGGACGUUCCGUCCACGAGUGAUACCAACGAUCUCCUUCCUGAUAUCGAUAUUCUAGUGAGUUAUGCGUUCAAUGUACUCGUACAACAUGCUUUCAGGGCGAACCAAACAUCAACCUUCUGAAGACUAAAAAGAAAACAUAUUCGGACAAAAACGUGAUUCCGGACGAAUGCAGAAUAUGCAAGAACCCAGCAGUAGGCUAUCAUUAUGAUGUAUGUUCCUUUCAUAAUCUCAUUCAUAGAAUGAUAAUACUCUCAGGUGGCAUCUUGCAAUGGCUGCAAAGCCUUUUUCCGUCGAACGGUCAUAACUGGGAGACGAUAUCAAUGCUCGAACGGAAAUAAAUGUUUGGAAAGGGAAGAGCCGAUUGGUGAGUUGAAAACUCAAGUUAAAUUUAUAGUUGAACUCAUUCAGCAGCUAAUAAAAGGGUCUGUGGAGCAUGUCGAUUUGCGAAAUGCGAAGAGAUGGGCAUGAAUCCGAUGGCAAUCCAAGCAGAAAUCAGUUCAGAAGGGAAGCUAAUGAAAGAAGAGUUAUUGAGGAAACGGAACGCUGAUGGUAUGCCUGUAGUGGUGAGAAUUCUUGCAAAUGACCGAAAAUGUUUUCAUAACGAUUGCAGCGUCUAAAUGUGACGGACGAACUGAGUACCAUGAUCGCAAAACUGACAAUAGCUGAGUCACAAAUCGAGAAAUUGCACACCGUGAACUUACCCGAGAACUAUCGAGACUUCCGCUCAUUGUCGGACAUUCUGGUCAUGCAUCCGAUCUUCGAUGUCUCAAAGAUUCCGAAUAUGUCGUUUCUGAUGAACCAGUAAGUUCGGGUUCUUGCAAACUUCGCAAACUUUCCACUUUCAGAACAUUUCCGGUUUACGCUGGAUUCGCUCACAACAGCUUCCUCUCAGUUGUCGAAUACACAAAACUACUAGACUUUUUCCCUCAAAUUGAACUCGAAUCUAUUCGGAAACUCAUUGGACAUGGCUCCUUGAUUUGCCGGAACAUGAUAAUGUCGUUCGAUUCUCUGCGCAGAUUCAAUUCGGAUACAAUCCGUCGUCAAGAUGGCACGAUCGCAGGAAAACCACUUCGGAACUACAAUGGAGUCUGGGUCGAGCAUCGUAAAAUAAUCCAAAAGACGUUGCACGCGUUCAUGCGGAAUGAUCUGGACAGUGUCGAGUACAUGCUCCUGAAAGCGAUAGUCAUUUGUAAUCCAGGUCCGUUUCCUUGCUCAUUGCCCUCAUAACCUUUCUCUUCCAGCUGUUGCUGGAUUGCCUGUUAAGGAUCAAAAGACAAUUGAGCACCAUAGACUUGGUUAUGCUCAAAGCCUUCUAACUUAUUGUCUCAAACAGCACGGACAGCGUCACGGCCCAAAUCGCUUAGCUUCGUUGCUCUCAAUGAUCUCAAUAAUGGAGCUCCAGCAGCGGGAGGAAAAGGGUGUCUACAUUGUGUUCCGCGCGUUCUAUCGAUCAGCCGCCGUUCUAGUCAGUCCUUUGUACGAUGAGAUUAUGGAAUACACAUGAAUGAAGUCGUCUUGCAAAGUUCAGAGAUUAUCACAAAGAAGACACAACACUAUGACGGACUCUGGAAGAUCAUUCAGAAGACGUUGCACAGCCUGCUCAGGAACAAAGUAGACAUUGCUGAAUGCAUAAUCUUGAAGGCAAUCGUAUUCUGUAAUCCAGGUGAGUUUCGAGGAUACUCAUUCUGUUUCAACUCUACCCUAUUUCAGCUGUACCUAGUUUACCGGCUACCGACUAAUCUCGAGCAUUCCACCGAAUGGAUGCCAUCCUCGUCAGUCCGUUAUGCUUCGUGAGGGCUGUGCGUCGAAUGAGUCACUCGGAUGUUACCUUGUAAAUACAUACAUGUACAUGUUUCAUUUGUGCGGGGAGGAGAGCAAAGUUUUGUUUGUGAAUUGAACUAUUUGACCAGUUGAACACUACCCGUUACUAUUAACACCCAGUGCCUCUUCAAUAAACCUUUUAAAACAGUCUGUCUGAUUUCAUCGAAACUCAAAACGCCAUUGGAUCUUGUACUUCUAGUAGGAUCUGAUAAGCGCGCGCGUCCGCGAGAGAACCUUUUCAUCAAGGUUGGUUUGACCUGACCCAAUAUGCAAAUGGCAACAGAACCUAUUGAAGAAAAGUAAACAAUCCUCUCUCCUCUCACACUCUCACAACACAUUUUAUUCCAUUUUGUGCUCUCUGCCCUCUACAUGAAUUUGACUAACGAAACUAACGCAAAUUUCUUCUCUUUCCGCUGCAAACACAGUCGAGAAUAGAACAAACACAGAGAGUUAGCCGGCGGUGAAAGAAGAAUUACAAAGCGUGGCGACGAAAGUGCGAGAGAAGCAGGCGCCGCAAAUUCGUCAGCGGAACCAUUGGUCUGACCGUCUCACUGAUGAUGGAAGUGAACGAGUGGGCAUCGACGAGUUGGCAGCCGGCCACCGAAUCGAAGCAUACUGUAAGUGGUGUUGAUCUCCAAAGUUCUCAUUCGAUAGCAUUCAGAUCUCAAAGACUUUCAAAUCUCUGCCGAAGAACAAGAGCCCCUCGACAUGUCUUGUCUGCCGUAACCGUGCCGUCGGAUAUCAUUAUGACGUACGUCUCUUCACCUCCUUCUCUCGCUAAUUAUCACUUAUCACUAACCUUCUUCAGAUUCCCUCGUGCAACGGGUGUAAAACAUUUUUCCGGCGGACAAUCCUUAAUGGAUCCGCACUGAAGUGCAGUAAAUUGACGAAAUGUUUCGAGGGAUGCGGUCCAAUCGGUACAGUUUUCGUUACAAAACGGGAGAUCAUUAAAAAGUAAAAGUUACAGACAUGUCUCGCCGGGUUUGCCGAUAUUGUCGCUUUGAAAAGUGUAUCGAGGUGGGAAUGAACCCGAUGGCGAUCAACUUUGAAGUGAAAACCGAUGGAGCACAGACUCUGAUGGAUCAGAUUAUGAACAGGAGGGCGAAUAAGGGAUUCGUGGCGAGUGCGGUAAGAAGGAGGAGGAAGGAAAUGAGAUUGUAUGGAAAUGAGAUAAUUGCAGGGUGUAACAACUCAGGAAGAUAAAAUUAACAAGAUAAUCAACAAGUUGAGCAUUGUGGAAUGCAAAAUAGACAAAGUUCACACGGACGGAAUUCCCAAAGGAUUCGAGGUAACUUACAGAGUCUGAUCAGCAGUUUCCAACAAUGUUUCUUUAGGAUUGCCGGAGAUUAGAAGACAUUCUCAAGGCUAAAGCGAUAUUCAACAACAGAGACAUUCCAAAUUUGGUAAAAAGCACCGACAAGUGAGAUUAAUCAUGUAACGAGCAACAAAUCGUUUUUAAGUGUUUACAGACCAUCAACAGUUCAUUAUGCACACUGCAGUUUCCUGGCAAGUUUGGAAUACUCGAAGACGUUCGACUUUUCUAAGAAGUUAGAUCUGGAGGACAAGAUUAUCUUGGUGAAGCACGUGACUGCCGCUUGCUCCAACAUGAUCACCGCAUUCUUCACCAUCAGUAAUUUCCGGUCCGAGAGGCUAAUGUUUCCGGAUGGUACCGAGGUUGGAGCAAAUAUGGGAAAGCUUCACAAGAUGUUGAAUCUGAGGGAUGAUGUUCCUCAUCGAACCCUCGCAAUGCUUCUCCGAAAUCGAACGGACCGCGUCGAGUACAUGCUCCUGAAGGCCAUAGUCAUGUGCAACCCGGGUAAGAGUGAAGUUUCCUCUCCCAUAAUUAGACUCUCUUUUAUUGCAGCUGUUAUGUCGUUAUCAGAACGAUCACAGAACAUUUUGGACGGCGAGAGGCAGAGUUAUGCUUUCUGUCUUCUGCGAUACUGCCAAAUUCAGCACGGGGCUCUGAAUGGUCCUGCUCGAUUCGCGGGACUUCUCUCAUUGAUUCCGAGCAUGGAGAUCGAAGUAAAGAACCUAAAAGACUUCCAUUUGUACAUAAAAGCAAUAUUGGUCACUGAUCGGAUUCGAGCUGUCCUACCCAGUGGAAUGAAGGUUACCAACCUUUUUGAUGAUAUUCUUGACUCCUGA
This is a messenger RNA of Caenorhabditis sp. 36 PRJEB53466, 3975 nucleotides long. The record is from the annotation of a GenBank genome assembly. Lineage: Eukaryota; Metazoa; Nematoda; Chromadorea; Rhabditida; Rhabditidae.